ACAGACACAGCCAGAGCACUGAGAGAUAUCAGGAAUUGAGUGAAUAAGGGAACCUUCUUCCUGAGCACAGACAUUGGAGCCUGUUAUCAGCAUGAACUCAUAUGUGUUAGACAAACACUUGAAUAGUUCAUAUCCAUCCUUCACUAUAGGAAGCAUCAGAAUGUUACCGCAAACUCCAAAAGUCUUAGACACUAAUGACUAUUCACAAACAUUGGGGAUAUCACAGCAGGUAUUUAGAGAGGAUGGUGACUUGGCAGGAACUGGGCAGCAAUCAUUAUGUACAGAGAGUAAUUUAGUCAUCAAAGAAGAGGACAACAUUUAUGACUUUUCUAGUGAAAUGAUUAUCCCAGAGGAUAAACCACACACAUUUACUGAGUACUCAAAAGAUAUUAAAGAAUGGAAAAGUCUACAGUCUAGCCAAAUGAUGCAUUCAAAGGAAAAAACUUUCAAAUGUACAGAAUGUGAGAAAAGCUUUAGAUGCAAGUCUCAUCUACUGGAACACUACAAAAUUCACACAGGUGAGAAACCACACACAUGUACUGAGUGCAGCAAAUGUUUUACACGAAUAGAACAUCUGAAAACUCAUGAAAGGAUUCACACAGGGGAAAAGCCUUUCACAUGCACAGAGUGUGGAAAAAGUUUUCCACUAAAGAGUGAUCUGAGAACUCAUGAAAGGAUUCACACAGGGGAAAAGCCGUUCACAUGUACAGAGUGUGGAAAAAGUUUUACAGAAAUGAGUAGACUGAAAACUCAUGAAAGGAUUCACACAGGGGAAAAGCCUUUCACAUGUACAGAGUGUGGGAAAAGUUUUCCACGAAAGAGUAGUCUGAAAGCUCAUGAAAGAAUUCACACAGGGGAAAAGCCGUUCACAUGUACAGAGUGUGGAAAAAGUUUUACAGAAAUGAGUAGUCUGAAAUAUCAUGAAAGGAUUCACACAGGGGAAAAGCCUUUCACAUGUACAGAGUGUGGGAAAAGUUUUCCACUAAAGAGAGAUCUGAGAACUCAUGAAAUGAUUCACACAGAGGAAAAGCCUUUCACAUGUACAGAGUGUGGAAAAAGUUUUCCACUAAAGAGUAGUCUGAAAACUCAUGAAAGGAUUCACACAGGGGAAAAGCCGUUCACAUGUACAGAGUGUGGGAAAAGUUUUCCACUAAAGAGAGAUCUGAGAACUCAUGAAAUGAUUCACACAGGGGUAAAGCCUUUCACAUGUACAGAGUGUGGGAAAAGUUUUCCACUAAAGAGAGAUCUGAGAACUCAUGAAAUGAUUCACACAGGGGAAAAGCCUUUCACAUGUACAGAGUGUAGAAAAAGUUUUCCACUAAAGAGUAGUCUGAAAAGGCAUGAAAGGAUUCACACAGGGGAAAAGCCGUUCACAUGUACAGAGUGUGGAAAAAGUUUUCCACUAAAGAGUAGUCUGAAAAGGCAUGAAAGGAUUCACACAGGGGAAAAGCCGUUCACAUGUACAGAGUGUGGGAAAAGUUUUAGACGAAAGACGCAUCUGAAAACUCAUGAAAUGAUUCACACAGGGGAAAAGCCUUUCAUAUGUACAGAGUGUGGAAAAAGUUUUACACGAAUGAAUCGUCUGAAAUAUCAUGAAAUAAUUCACACAGGAGAAAAGCCUUUCACAUGUACAAAGUGUGAAAAAAGUUUUCUACAUAUGAGUAGUCUGAAAACUCAUGAAAUGAUUCACACAGGGGAAAAGCUUUUCACAUGUACAGAGUGUGGAAAAAGUUUUACACGAAUGGAUCUUCUGAAAACUCAUGAAAGGAGUCACACAGGGGAAAAGCCUUUCACAUGUACAGAGUGUGGGAAAAGUUUUCCACGAAAGAGUAGUCUGAAAGCUCAUGAAAGAAUUCACACAGGGGAAAAGCCGUUCACAUGUACAGAGUGUGGGAAAAGUUUUCCACUAAAGAGAGAUCUGAAAACUCAUGAAAUGAUUCACACAGGGGAAAAGCCGUUCACAUGUACAGAGUGUGGAAAACGUUUUACAGAAAUGAGUAGACUGAAAACUCAUGAAAGGAUUCACACAGGGGAAAAGCCUUUCACAUGUACAGAGUGUGGGAAACAGUGUGGAAUUUUUUUUACACAAAAGAGUCAUCUGAAAAGUCAUGAAAGGAUUCACACAGGGGAAAAGCCUUUCACAUGUACAGAGUGUGGAAAAAGUUUUACACAAAAGAGUAGUCUGAAAACUCAUGAAAGAAUUCACACAGGGGAAAAGCCAUUCACAUGCACAGAGUGUGGAAAAAGUUUUACAGAAAUGAGUAGUCUGAAAUAUCAUGAAAGGAUUCACACAGGAGAAAAGCCUUUCACAUGUACAGAGUGUGGAAAAAGUUUUACAGAAAUGAGUAGUCUGAAAUAUCAUGAAAAGAUUCACACAGGGGAAAAGCCUUUCAGAUGUACAGAGUGUGGAAAAAGUUUUCCACAAAAGAGUAGUCUGAAAACUCAUGAAAGAAUUCACACAGGAGAAAAGCCUUUCACAUGUACAGAGUGUGGAAAAAGUUUUACAGAAAUAAGUAGUUUGAAAUAUCAUGAAAGGAGUCACACAGGAGAAAAGCCUUUCACAUGUACAGAGUGUGGAAAAAGUUUUCAACAAAAGAGUGAUCUCAAAAAGCAUGAAAAGAUUCACACAGGAGAAAAGCCGUUCACAUGUACAGAGUGUGGAAAAAGUUUUACACAAAAGAGAAAUCUGAAAACUCAUGAAAGGAUUCACACAGGGGAAAAGCCUUUCACAUGUACAGAGUGUGGAAAAGGUUUUACACAAAAGAGUGAUCUUAAAAAUCAUGAAAGGAUUCACACAGGGGAAAAGCCUUUCACAUGUACAGAGUGUGGAAAAAGUUUUCCACAAAAGAGUAGUCUGAAAUAUCAUGAAAGGAGUCACACAGGAGAAAAGCCUUUCACAUGUACAGAGUGUGGAAAAAGUUUUACAGAAAUGAGUAGUCUGAAAUAUCAUGAAAGGAGUCACACAGGAGAAAAGCCUUUCACAUGUACAGAAUGUGGAAAAAGUUUUCCACAAAAGAGUGAUCUGAAAAAGUAUGAAAAGAUUCACACAGGAGAAAAGCCGUUCAUUUGUACAGAGUGUGGAAAAAGUUUUACACAAAAGAGAAAUCUGAGAACUCAUAAAAGGAUUCACACAGGGGAAAAGCCUUUCACAUGUACAGAGUGUGGAAAAAGUUUUACACAAAAGAGUGAUCUGAAAAAGCAUGAAAAUAUUCACACAGGAGAAAAGCCGUUCACAUGUACAGAGUGUGGAAAAAGUUUUACACAAAAGAGAUAUCUGAAAACUCAUGAAAGGAUUCACACAGGGGAAAAGCUGUUCACAUGUACAGAGUGUGGAAAAAGUUUUACACGAAUGGAUCGUCUGAAAACUCAUGAAAGGAGUCACACAAGAGAAAAACCUUUCACAUGUACAGAGUGUGGAAAUUUUUUUACACAAAUGGAUAAUCUUAAAACUCAUGAAAAGAUUCACAAGGGAAGAAACCUUACACAUAUUUAGAAAAUAGGGGAAAAAAAAUUGACAUCCGGUAUCACAAAACACCAAAUAUUUACACACAAAUAAACUUUAUAUGCACAGUUUACAACCCUUUUUACAAUUAUCCUAAAGAGGACAAACUCUCUAAAUAGAAGCAACAAAAAGGAUCCUAUUGUAGAUAAUAUUUACUAAAUCCCAGUUAUAAAAGCCUCAGAUUGGAAGUGCUCUACUGCUGUACUUUGUUCCCCAGUGUUGUUUAUUAAUAUGCCAGUGUUAGGAGUUGUAUGCUUGA
Messenger RNA from Bombina bombina (fire-bellied toad), 3761 nucleotides. RefSeq names its product gastrula zinc finger protein XlCGF26.1-like. The transcript is spliced from 3 exons. Lineage: Eukaryota; Metazoa; Chordata; Amphibia; Anura; Bombinatoridae. Bases 92 to 3493 code for a protein of 1133 amino acids. The record is from RefSeq and is a predicted model, not a curated record.